This is a messenger RNA of Capsicum annuum, 1152 nucleotides long. Its product is annotated as eukaryotic translation initiation factor 2 subunit beta. Gene Ontology annotation, biological process: formation of translation preinitiation complex; formation of cytoplasmic translation initiation complex; translational initiation. Gene Ontology annotation, molecular function: translation initiation factor binding; mRNA binding; translation initiation factor activity. The coding region runs from base 207 to 1004 and encodes 265 amino acids. Gene Ontology annotation, cellular component: eukaryotic translation initiation factor 2 complex. The transcript is spliced from 10 exons. NCBI's taxonomy places the organism in Eukaryota, Viridiplantae, Streptophyta, Magnoliopsida, Solanales, Solanaceae. The record is from RefSeq and is a predicted model, not a curated record.
AGUGGGCUACAUGUAGGGAAUAACAGCCUUGCGGCCCAAGUAACUACCUUGCAGCCCAAUUAGUAGCCCAAAACCGAGCCCUAUAAUAAGGGCAAUUACAGCGCUACUCUCGCUAGUGUAUCCCAAUACAAAGAAAAAAGGGACUUGGCAUUUCCAUCGGCCGCGACGAUAAACGAAUCAUACCAUUGAAAGAUCUUAGUGCAAUCAUGGCUGACGAAGAGAAUCAAAACGAGCUGGUGGCUGAUAUAGCACCUUUUGAUCCUACAAAAAAGAAGAAAAAGAAGAAGGUUGUAAUUCAAGAUCCUGCAGAUGACUCUGUUGAUAGCUUGGCUGAAAAAACUGAGAAUUUAACUGUUUCUGAGGGCCUUGAGGCUACGUUUUCUGGUAAAAAGAAGAAGAAGAAGCCGGCACACACUGAUCUCCUGAGUGAUGAAAAGGAAAGCAUUGUCGAGGAUGCGGAUGAUCACCCUGAAGAAGAUGAAGAAGCUGGAGAAAUUGUCCUGCAGCAGUUACCUUGGGAGGGAACUGAUCGAGAUUAUGAAUAUGAGGAGCUUCUGGGCAGAGUAUUCAAUAUUCUACGUGAGAAUAACCCUGAGCUUGCUGGAGAUAGGCGAAGGACAGUUAUGAGGCCACCUCAAGUUCUUCGUGAAGGCACAAAGAAAACUGUGUUUGUGAAUUUUAUGGAUCUUUGCAAGACGAUGCAUAGGCAGCCUGAGCAUGUUAUGACUUUCUUGCUGGCUGAAAUGGGGACUAGUGGGUCACUUGAUGGGCAGCAAAGAUUGGUUAUCAAGGGAAGAUUUGCUCCUAAAAAUUUCGAAGGAAUCCUCCGGCGAUAUGUCAAUGAGUAUGUCAUUUGCAAUGGCUGUAAAAGUCCAGAUACUAUCCUCACAAAGGAGAACCGUCUUUUCUUCCUCAGAUGUGAAAAGUGUGGGUCCGGAAGAUCAGUGGCUCCCAUCAAGGCUGGUUUCGUUGCUCGUGUUGGCCGUCGUAAAGCUGGGACCUGAUUUGGACUUGGGGGUUGUUAGUUGGACAAUAUUUUCUCAUAAAAGAGUAUGUUGGAGUUUUGUAUGUUUUGUUUUCUGUUUAACCUGAGGGAACAUAUCGACAUUUGGUGCUACUUUGCUUUAUGAAGAGAGUUAAUAUUUAACUUGA